AUGGGACUAUGUUGUUCAGAUAUGAGAUCAGAGGAUCAUCAUCUCGAUGAUGUCUCUCAUUCAAAAUCAUUCUCUCCUCGUAAUGGAAACAGCAUCAAUAACAUGAUGUUAGAGAAUGAAGAACCCGAAGACCAACACCAUCAAAACCAAUUCAAUCAUCACCAUCACCGAAAUUCAUCCUCUUCCUUCACUCUACCCGAGUCCAUCAAUCUUCAUAGCAAGACACCUUUCUCCCUCUCUCGUGGUGCCAAUAGUUCAUCAUCAAACCACAAACACAAAAAGGCUUCUCUCAUCACAACAUCUCUUCGUACUCAUGUGCAUAGUUGUUCAGAAGGAGAAGCCGAAGAUGAAGAAGUCAUGAUGGAAGGAAACCACUCACCAUCAGCUUCAUCCCGUAAUAAGAAGAAAAAGAAAAAGAAGAGCCGAUCCAAGAAGAACAAUGACAGUGUAAGCAGUAGCAGUGGUUUGAUGCAACAACUCAAGAAAUCAAAUUCUGAAAAGGCUGCUGCUCAUCAUGUCUUGGAUAUUACAUCAUCAUUUGCACAGAAUUCUCCCCGAUCCAAUUACUAUUACUAUGAAGAUGUCAUGCCUACCACUCACGAUGAUGAAGAUGUAAAUGAAUCAUCGGCCGAUGAAGCAAGCCAUUCUCAUCAUCCAACCGCAAUUCCUCAUUUGAAUCAUUUGAAUCAUCCUCACCAUCAUCAUCUUUCAGUAAUUCCUCACUCUAACAGUACGACUGCUUCCUAUUCCUCCGUUGUUAAAUACUCGAGUAUAAUUAGGAACAAGAUUGAAUCAGCUUCAGGUUCUCUUUCAGGUGGCUAUCCUCAAUCGGCAUCCCAUCACUCGAAUCAUCCUCAUCAUCAGUAUCCAACGCCGUCUCCUUCUUUAUUGACACUAAGCUUACAACAACAACAAAUUCAACAACAUAUGGAAGCAAAGAGAAAACAAGGAAACUCUCGUAGGACUCUCUCUGAAUAUCAAACAGAGAAUGCAGAAAGUAAACCCAUCACGACCGCCUUAAGCUUUACUGAAAUGAAGGCAGGACCUGUCACAUCGAAACAAAAAUCUGCGUUGGAUUAUAAAAAGCAGCAACAAGUACCUUUGGUACAAUUACAAGAAGAUAGCGAAGAGGAAGAAGAUGGAGAAGAUAUUGAAAUUUCAGACGAUGAAUCCUCGUCGAUGGAUUCUGAAGAAAAAUUGGACAAAAUUCAACAACAACAAACUGGAACAAUUCGAAAACAUCCAAGAAAGGAUCCUCCUCCUCAAAAAUUAAGCGUUGAUGCUAGCUCAACAACCAAUUCAUGGUUUACAAUUCCAAAUAAUUUACCAAAAGUGAACCGUGUGAAAACAUCAACGAAAAGUUCAAGCAAAAAUCAAGUCGAUGCUAAUACUACUCUCCUCUUCAAGGUUAUACUUUUGGGUGACUCGUCCGUAGGAAAGAGUGCAUGUCUAUCAAGAAUUGAAGGAAAUGCUUUCUCAAAUUUAACACGAAAAACUGUUGGAUUGGAAUUUACGACCAGACUUAUCGAUAAUACUGGGUUGCAUCAAAAUGCUGCAGCAUCUCCAAAUUCACACAUUAGCAUGACAUCGAGUCCUCCCGGUGGAAUAGCUUAUCCUACAAAACACAAAAUUCAAUUACAAUUUUGGGAUAUGGGAUAUGAUAGUUAUUCAGAGGAAGCUCUAUUUAAUGCCUAUUUGAAGGAUGUUCAAGCCAUAAUAUGUGUUUAUUCAAUUAAUUCAGUUUCAAGUUUUGAGAGAUUGAAACAGUUGUGGAACACUCAAGUGUUACCUCAAUUAUUGAAGAAUUGUUAUUUGCCUCAUGUUAAAAUUGUGUUAUUGGGAAACAAGACGGAUUUGGAUGGUGAACGCAGUGUGGACUAUAGUCAAGGAUUGGAGUUUGCCCGAGCCAUGAACAGGAGUAUGUUGAACGCCAUUUACUCUGUCUCUCCAACCAAUAACAAUUCCCAACAAUCACUAGACAAAGUGGCAGCCAAUUCUUCAGAAUUUAUGACCGAGUUAAAGACAACCAAAAACGAACCUUUUGCAAAUACAUCAGUGAGUUUGGAAGACAACAGCCUCACAGCAAAUUCAAGCUCUUCAGUUGACGAUUGUGAUCGUGUCGACGCUGUAAAGUUCUUUGAGUGCAGUGCUAAAACUGGCCAAAACAUAGAAACAGCAACUCAAACCCUAGCUUACGACCUGGAUACAUACUUUUCAAGUUAUUUAUAA
Messenger RNA from Naegleria fowleri, 2229 nucleotides. RefSeq lists its product as uncharacterized. The transcript has a single exon. Gene Ontology annotation, molecular function: GTPase activity; GTP binding. Bases 1 to 2229 code for a protein of 742 amino acids. The record is from RefSeq and is a predicted model, not a curated record. Lineage: Eukaryota; Heterolobosea; Eutetramitea; Acrasida; Naegleriidae.